GACUUGAGUCUCACAGGACAGCUUUUUGCCGCCACCCCAAAGUGGAUAAAAUGUUGUAGUUGUUAGCAAUAACAGUCGGGUUCUUGUUUUUAUUUGUAAGUUUUUAAUGUUUUAAGCUGUUUCGAUAGAAAUGAAUUCGUAUCACGUGUUGGAGUUGGUGGGAGAGGGCUCGUUUGGACGAGUUCACAAGGGAAGGAAGAAAUACACUGGACGGGUCGUUGCUCUGAAGUUCAUGCCCAAAGUGGGCCGGUCUGAAAAGGAGCUACGAAGCCUGAAAAGCGAAAUAGAGAUUAUGAGGGGUCUUCACCAUCCAAACAUUGUCCAACUCUUUGACAGUUUUGAGACUGAAACCGAGGUUGUGGUUGUAACAGAGUAUGCAGAGGGCCAGCUGUUCCAGAUUCUGGAGGAUGAUGGAAAGUUGCCAGAGAGCCAGGUGCAGGAGAUUGCCUGCCAGCUUGUCUCRGCUCUUUAUUAUUUACACUCCCAUCGCAUUCUUCACCGUGACAUGAAACCACAGAAUAUCCUACUAGGGAAAAGUGGUGUGGUGAAACUCUGUGACUUUGGGUUUGCCAGAGCCAUGAGCGUCUCCACCUUGGUCCUGACCUCCAUCAAAGGAACUCCACUGUACAUGUCUCCUGAGCUGGUGGAAGAGAAGCCAUAUGACCACACUGCUGAUCUCUGGUCUCUGGGCUGCAUCUUGUAUGAACUCCACACGGGGGCGCCUCCGUUCUACACCAACUCCAUCUUCCACCUGGUGCAGCUGAUUACGAAGGACCAGAUCAAAUGGCCAGACACGAUGAGCGACAGCUGCACGAGUUUCCUGAAAGGUUUGUUAACCAAAGACCCACAGAAACGUUUGUCAUGGCCCGACCUCCUGCAUCAUCCUUUUGUUGCUGAUGGUGUUUUAGUACUGUCAGAUUCAAACAUCUUCAGCCCUUUGACGGUCCCUCCCAGCCCAGACGUGCUCGCCCUGAAACUUAAACAAGUGGCAGAAAAGUCCGUACCKACAUCCGGGGAGAGACGGUUACUGCAGAAGGUCAGGGAGCAGAUGGAGAACAAAAAGAAACUAGCGAAAAAGAAGGAUGGAGACGAACGAGCCUUCAAACCCACCUGUGGUGAAUCUUCUGAUGCCUCGGGUCAAUUCACAGCUGCCAAUCAAAACAUGAACCUGAACUGUCACAUAACAUCCAAACAAAGGGGGCAGAUCAGCAGAGACUACGAACGGGAGUUUCCCUCUGUGGAGGUCGGAUCACGAUUGGCGUGGAGACACAACGAAGGCUCGCUGCACAGGCGGGAUUUUGACAGUGAGGAGUUUUGGGAGAAUCUUGUGCAAGAAUCAGAGCCUAGCAGGCAGCAGAGAAAGCAGCUGGACUACAGUGACAUCGUACCUCAGAUUAAAUCCAAAAUCACAACAUUUCAAGCUCAGCUAAGUGUUGGUGUUCUAAAAGAAGUGCAAAACAUCCAACAACCAUUAAAGGUCCUGCGUAAUCUGAUUCUGACUCCUGACCCUGAAAAGUCGAAGCUCCUCAGCUGUGAGCUCGAACUGCCACGGGUCCUCUUCGACCUGAUCCACCGCUCUGUUGCAAACUCCGACUUCAUCCAGCAUCCGUGGAGCCUGCCGGUCCUCGGAGAAGCUAUUGCAUCGGUCCUGAUCUACUGGGAGACUCGCUGUGACUGGGUGGAAGAAGAGCCCAGACUGGAAGAGUUCUCCGAGCCCUUCGUCACAAUUCUCAGCCAAUCAAAUCUCAUCACUCUUGCACCAUUAGCUGCUUCAGUUUUAUCUCUCUUCACACAACACGGCGUUGAUGUUUCUGUUGAUCUGGAGACUUUAACCUCCCUGCUGAAAACUCUUCUGUCAGACUCAUAUGAGAUUUCAUUCCCGUCUGGUUGGGGACUGUACGACGGCCUCCUUUCUUUACUUCUGCACGUUCUUUACAAGCAUGAAAACGCUUCAGCAUCGAGUUGUUUAAACUCUCUUGUUUUUGUGGAUCUGUGGAAAACGGCUGCUUCUUCGCUCGGAAGCGCGACAUCUAAUGAGAACUUCUUUUCAGCAAAUGGACUGCAUUCUUUUCUGUCUGUCGUUCUGUUUGUUUUCACCCAGGAUCCGUACUCGUGUCUUCCUCUGUUCACCAACAGAAGCUCAAAAUGUCUUUUCACGCUCAGCCGGCUGCUGAACCCCGACUGUCUUGUUUGGGGUGUCAGAGACCCUGCUGGUGGAUCAGAGGUGGAGCUGAGUGGCUCCAGUCUGUCCUCCCUGAGCUGYCACUUGUUGUGUUUUCCCUUCGCCCUGGACCUGCCGUCACACAGCCUGUCCACAGUGCUGCAGAUGUACGACAGCUGCGGCGUCGCUGCAAGCCUCCUGCAGGUAAUUCAAACUUUUCCUACCGCUCAGUUGGAGCUCCCUCUGUCCCUGCUGAGUCGUUUGUUCUUGUGCGAUCCCGAGCGCACCGUUUCCCACCUGGGAGAGGCUGCUUCUGGCUUUUUUACACCACCAGAGGACCACCAGCUCCCAGCCUCCCGGUGUCACACCGGCCUCACCAGAAACGCCAGCUCCCUCCUCUCAGACCUGCUGCAGCUCGACGUGCUGUGGGACUCUGCCGUGGAGCUCCUCAGCCUGUUGUCCCACGUGGCGCGUUGCACCGCUCGGCCCGCCCGCCUUCGGGUCCACGUCGAGGUUCCCGUGCUGCAGCAGGUGCUGACUCACCCAUACGACCAGAUCAGGGCUGCCACGUGCAGGUUUCUGGGAAAUUUAGAGCUCUUCACGCCUUCUACCGCAGAUAAUCCAUGGCUCGAUGUUUUCAAACGCUUGAUAGAUUGUCUUAAUGAUUCCUGCACGGCGGUGCGGAGGACGGCGUGCAGGGCCGUGGGGAACUGGCUGGGUUACAUCGCAGCAGAGACGGGAUUUAAAAGUGGAAACUGCAACAACUUAAAAGAGAAGAAACGCAACGCACACGUGUGUCCGCGCACUGAAGCAKCAGGUGAGAGAUGGACACAGGAAGCCAGAAGGACGGCGGCCGUGUUGGCGAGUCUGCUCUCAGACCCUGAUGCCGUCACGCGCCGCCACUGCUGUGCAGCGCUGGGGAACCUGCUGAAUGUUGACGGCGCCGUGUCCGUGUUGUUGGAGGAGGAUGUGCCCAGCUUUCUGCUCAGGGCCGCGUGCGCCGAUUCCCACAUUGAAGUGAGACAAGCUGCCRUAACGUCUCUGAGCCUGUUCAGCCAGCAGGACGCAAUAAGAGGGGUMCUGAUCUCCCUGGAUGCCAGUAAGAAACUUCUUCAGUCUUCACAGCUCGCCCCACAGUGUGACUACCGACAGCUCCUCAGGAUGCUUUGGCAGAGAUCAGAUCAUCAGAAAUAAAUAACCUAUUUUUUUUAUGAUCACAUACUUUGAUCUUUACCAUUAUUACUUUAAAGAUAAUUACUUCCUGUUUUCUUACAUAUUUUCUGGUGAAAAAACAUGUAAUAAAACGCUGAAAGCUCAA
Messenger RNA from Austrofundulus limnaeus, 3479 nucleotides. RefSeq names its product serine/threonine kinase 36 (fused homolog, Drosophila) (gene stk36). The transcript is spliced from 20 exons. Gene Ontology annotation, cellular component: cytoplasm. The coding region runs from base 131 to 3355 and encodes 1074 amino acids. Gene Ontology annotation, biological process: protein phosphorylation; smoothened signaling pathway. The record is from RefSeq and is a predicted model, not a curated record. Gene Ontology annotation, molecular function: ATP binding; protein kinase activity. NCBI's taxonomy places the organism in Eukaryota, Metazoa, Chordata, Actinopteri, Cyprinodontiformes, Rivulidae.